UGCAUGUGUGCUGCUGUGGUAGCCCAGCCCACGCGGCUCUCGUCUCGUGCCGCGCCCAUGGAUCGGCGAACAAACCAAGCGGACGCGGCCGCCGCCGGAGCUGAGCGAGCCCAUCGUUCUCCGGCGAUGGCAGGCAAACCAUCGGUACAUGCCGCGCUUUCCGCGAGACGCAAAAGCUUCCCAGCUCGCCGCCCGCGCGCGUCCCAUCAUUCUCGCCACCCCCAAUCGCCCUAUAAAUGGCCGCGCCGCCAUCGCUGGUAGUCCAGCACCUCGUCGACUUCUUCCAGCUUCCAUAGCUAGCUAGCUCGGCUCGCCAUGGGCCACGCCGUCGCUCGCCGCCUCAUCCUCCUCCUCGUCUUCCUCCCCUGCUUCUUGCUGCCGCUCUCCGGCGCGCACGCCUUCCCGGCCUCGGCGCUGGAGGCGGAGGCUGUGGCGGCGCGCCACCACCGGCUCCGCAUUGCGCUCAACGCGACGGCGGUGCACGUGGGGAAGGCGCUCGAGGCCCUGUCGGGCGCCGCCGUCGCGCCGGCCUCCGCUGUGAUGACAACGCCGUUCUCGGCGGGCUCCUCCUCCUCCUCGCCCCUCGCCGCCGCCGCGCGCGACGACUGCGCGGAGCUGCUCGAGGACUCCCUCGACCUCCUUGCCGGCGCCGGUGAGCCCAGUGCCGCCCACGACGACGCGGUCACGUGGCUCUCCGCCGCGCUCACCAACCACGACACCUGCGCCGACAGCCUCAAUGAGGCCGGCAUCCCCCACGGCGCGGACGCCGCGCCCCACCUUGCCGCCGCCCGCGCCAUGGUCCGCGACUGCCUCACAAUGUACGCGGAGGCCGCGUCGGCGGCCAUGGCAACCAGCAACAAGGACGGCCUCGCCGGCGUCCCCGUCCGGAACGGCGGCGGGAAGAGCAAGAAGCAGAGGAAGAGAGGGAGAAGAAGAAGAAGAAGCCUCUUCCCGAGGUGGCUGUCGGCGAGGGACCGGAGGCUGCUGCUGGUCCCCGCGGCGCCAUUGGUGGAGAGCGCGGACAUGGUGGUGGCGAAGGACGGGACGGGGACGCACCGGACGAUCUCGGACGCGGUGAAGGCGGCGCCGGAGCGCAGCGGGCGGCGGACGGUGAUACACGUGAAGGCCGGGCGGUACGACGAGAACGUGAAGGUGGGGAGGAAGAAGACGAACCUGGUGUUCGUCGGCGACGGCAAGGGCGUCACUGUCGUGUCCGCCGGCCGCAGCGUCGCCGACAACUUCACCACGUUCCACACCGCCACCUUCGCGGCGUCGGGGAGCGGGUUCAUGAUGAGGGACAUGACGGUGGAGAACUGGGCGGGGCCGGAGAGGCACCAGGCGGUGGCGCUGCGCGUGAGCGCCGACCGCGCCGCCGUCUACCGGUGCAGCAUCAUCGGCUACCAGGACACCCUCUACGCCCACUCCAACCGCCACUUCUACCGCGACUGCGACGUCUACGGCACCGUCGACUUCGUCUUCGGCAACGCCGCCGCCGUCCUCCAGCGCUGCAACCUCUGGUCCCGCUCCCCUCUCCCCGGCCAGAAGAACACCGUCACCGCCCAGAACCGCCGCGAUCCCGGCCAAUCCACCGGCCUCGUCAUCCACGCCUGCCGCGUCGUCCCCUCGCCGCCGCCGCCGUCGACGGCGCCGGCCGUGGCGGCGCCAUUGGCGCCGACGUACCUGGGGAGGCCGUGGAAGCUGUACUCGAGGGUGGUGGUGAUGAUGUCGUACAUCGGCGGGCACGUGCCGCCGGAGGGGUGGCUGGCGUGGAACGCGACGUUCGCGCUCGACACGCUCUACUACGGGGAGUACAUGAACUACGGCCCCGGGGCCGGGGUCGCCGGGCGCGUGGCGUGGCCGGGCCACCGCGUCAUCAACGACAGCGCCGAGGCGGAGCGGUUCACGGUGGCGCGCUUCAUCUCCGGCGCGUCGUGGCUGCCGGCCACCGGCGUCUCCUUCCUCUCCGGCCUCUCGCUGUAGCUAGCUCAACCAUAUGCUGCAUGCGCAUAUAUAUAUAUACCUGUUGCGUUGGCAUGUGCACGCACGUACGUACUUGGGAUUAUAUUGAUUUGUUGUAGUAGAUUCGAAAUGGGAUGGAGCGAUUUGAUUUGCAUUCAGAAUUUGGAAUUUCGGUUUCACCGCGGCGAAUUUUGCGGUUACAUACAUCGCAUCGUUCUAGGCUUCUAGCGGUGUUUGUUA
Molecule: messenger RNA, 2199 nt
Organism: Oryza sativa Japonica Group (Japanese rice)
Lineage: Eukaryota; Viridiplantae; Streptophyta; Magnoliopsida; Poales; Poaceae
Product: pectinesterase
Biological process (GO): cell wall modification
Molecular function (GO): pectinesterase inhibitor activity; pectinesterase activity
Source: RefSeq, a predicted model, not a curated record